AAAUGUUUUUUAUCAACUCCGAUGAUUCACUAUAUAGUGCUGAUAACUCCGAAAUCUUAUGAAAAAUGAGAAGUAUUUUUGCUAAAUUUGUCACUCGAAACGUUUAAUUCGAUAAUAUUUCUAAAUUGAAUUAAUAAUUCGAUGAAUUCUGCCCAUUUUGCCAAUAUUUCGAUAGCUAUUCCGCGUCAUAUUUCAAUCCCACCAUGAGCACUUCGUACAAACAGAAAGAUCUCCGAUCUAUGCUUCCCGAAGAACGUUUGAAAAAGCUAACAGAGAGGAGUGAUUUGAGUAACAUUCAAAUAAAUGGACCGGUCGUAAGAUACUUCAGAUCAGGUCCUCAGAUAAUUAAGAUGGCAGAAGAAAGCUUGAACAAUAAACAAUACGAAGAUGCCUUUUUCUACUAUAUGAGAUUCAUCACAUUAUUUUUAGAAAAGAUCAAAGCCCAUCCUGAGUACAAAACAGUAUCUCAACAACUCCGCCAUUCUACCAAUGCUCAGCUUCAACAAGCUUUAGGUAUCGCUGAAAAGUUAAAAGCUCAGUUACGAGAACAAUAUGCCAAAGAAUACGAAGAAGAAUUACAAGCGCGAAAACGUAAAGAAGAAGAAGAAUUAUUACAGAAGAAGUUUCAAGAAUCACAAUUACAGCAGUUAUCCGAGUCUAGUUCUUCGGCCAAAGUUCGAGCUAAUAAUUUGUACGUUAAAGAAAGCUCUAUUAAGCAAGUUCCUUAUAUACCGGAUGACUUCUUAGUAUACGAUUUACCCGAAAGUGAUCCAGUUACACCAAAAAAUAAUACUAGUACAACUGUCAAGAAACCGGGAAUAGACCGAAGUACUAAACCUCAAUCGAAUACUUUCAAAGACGAUAAAGUGUAUUCGUCAUUUUUGAAAACAGUUGUGAUUCCAUCUAGAUUGAUGCAAACUUUCUUAGUCCUCGCCCAGAAGAAUACCAACAAUAAUGUCGAAACUUGCGGUAUACUGGCUGGAAGAAUGAAAUCCAAUAUGCUAAUAGUUACUCAUUUAUUAAUUCCGAAGCAAUAUGGUACUUCUGACUCGUGUAAUACGGAUAACGAGGAAGAUCUGUUCAAUUACCAAAGUGAACAUAAUUUACUAACUCUAGGUUGGAUUCAUACGCAUCCUAGUCAGACAGCAUUCUUAUCUAGUGUCGAUUUACAUACGCAUUAUUCCUACCAAUUAAUGUUAUCAGAAGCCAUAGCUAUUGUUUGUGCUCCGAGUUAUAACGAAAUACGUUUUUUCCGCCUAACACCGGACUACGGUUUGGAUUUCAUCGGAAACUGUAGACAGAAAGGCUUCCAUCCUCACGUCUCGGAUCAACCUUUAUUUCAAGAUGCCGAGCAUUGUGAAAAAGAUGACACACUGGCUGUCGAAGUUGUAGAUUUUAGAAGAUGAAUACGUACGCGAUGAAGUGGAAUUUUUGCGCGUCUGAACCAGCACUUUUGUUUUGAUUCACGUUACCAUUUUUCGUCAUCGUCAAUUAAUUUUCCGUUUAUUUUGAGAUACACGUUUGCAAAAUACAUACCCAAUAAUAACUUAAUUUUACUAAAUAUGUAUCACUUCGAAGAGCGAUGGAGAAUUUGUAAAUAUGAAUUAUUCGUAUUAGCCCGUUUCAAAUUGCUGCGACGAAUGUACCGUCGAAUUUGAACUUUUCGUCGGUAUUGACUAUCUAGUUCCGUUGAGUUGGAACUUUUGAUUUACUUUCGCGUUGUUGCUGGAAUGGAAUUUUAUACUCUUGACGUGGAUUUUAUUGUUGGGAAGGAAUGUUCCAGCGAAAUGUACGAGAUAAUAAUAGGAUACAAAGUUUGGUACGAGUGUUUACUGUUUAUUAUAUACGAUUCAGUCAACUUUGCCGGAUUAUUUAAUAAUUCAUGUAAUAUUUAACAAUAUAUUUUUUCUUUUGUACAA
Molecule: messenger RNA, 1919 nt
Organism: Planococcus citri (citrus mealybug)
Lineage: Eukaryota; Metazoa; Arthropoda; Insecta; Hemiptera; Pseudococcidae
Product: STAM-binding protein-like A
Exons: 9
Coding region: 204-1406 (400 amino acids)
Biological process (GO): protein K63-linked deubiquitination
Cellular component (GO): endosome; membrane
Molecular function (GO): protein binding; K63-linked deubiquitinase activity; metal-dependent deubiquitinase activity
Source: RefSeq, a predicted model, not a curated record